Messenger RNA from Lobosporangium transversale, 693 nucleotides. RefSeq lists its product as hypothetical. The transcript has 6 exons. The coding region runs from base 1 to 693 and encodes 230 amino acids. NCBI's taxonomy places the organism in Eukaryota, Fungi, Mortierellomycota, Mortierellomycetes, Mortierellales, Mortierellaceae. The record is from RefSeq and is a predicted model, not a curated record.
AUGGUUGGAAUAGAAGCGCUGCUCCGCAACACCAAGGCAACUGAGCCCUUCCACAUUAUUGAACCAUUCGUACGAUUAUUUGAAAUCAAUGAUACAGAAGAAAUAUUAAAUGUUAUUUCUGCCGCCUUGACGGAGCUCCUUGAUGUAAAUUACGACGCCAGUAAUGACCGGGAACUAUCUCAACAAUGCGAACGCUACACUCGAUGGAAACAAGCUGUCGAGACUUCGGGCUUAAAAAGUUUGGGAGUCGGGGAACGCCCAGGCUUCCAAAGCUUUAAGGCACGUCUCGUUGAAGCCCGUGAUAAGACAUUCCGCACAUCUUGUACCAAGUUUUUCGCUAAGAAGACUGCUGCCGCGACGUCUACUCCUGCUACCACUGCCAGCACAUUUCGUCGCUCGGAUCGAAUUAAGGGGAUCCGGCCAUCAGAGCUUACAUCUAAGCUAAAAAACACAACCAAUAAUGUCACUCCUAUCUCCUUCAUUGAUGCCGGGAUCUGUGAGCUAACGAAUACCUCUGUUUUAACGCAAAUGAUCUAUUCUGUUUCAAAACCUAAACCCCGAGUCAAAACUAUCCAUGCAUUCACUGGUGAAAAGUUUUUAAAAGACAAGAAGGUGAAUAGUAGAGAGAUGUAUGUUCAGAAAAAGCAAAAGAUGUUACGUCCAUUAAUACAGGAUGUCUGUCCAUCAGCAUAG